Molecule: messenger RNA, 894 nt
Organism: Juglans regia (Persian walnut)
Lineage: Eukaryota; Viridiplantae; Streptophyta; Magnoliopsida; Fagales; Juglandaceae
Exons: 3
Coding region: 1-894 (297 amino acids)
Source: RefSeq, a predicted model, not a curated record
AUGGUUCUUGCACCCAGGAUUCCAAAGGUGUUGGAUGGUGAGGUUUAUUUUCAGUUUACCAAAGAAGAAAUAGCAAGAUCAGCGGAACCUUUCCGCUAUUCUGUCGUUCUCAAAUUCUUAAAGAAUCGUCCGUCGUUGGAUGCGGUGGUUAGCUAUGGGCCUCGUCCUUUUCGUUUCCAAAAUAUGUGGACAUCGCAUGGUGAUUUCAAGAGAUGUGUUGAAGAAGUUUGGAAGUUGCCUACUACUUCGGUGGGUUUGUUUCGCCUGGCAGAAAAACUGAAGAAAACAAAAAUUGCAUUACGCGCUUGGAAUAUACAGGUAUUUGGGCAUGUUGGUCAGAAUAUUAAAGAAUUAGAAGAAAGAUUGGAGGUCCUCGAGAGUCGCUUACAAGAUGGUUAUGAUCAGGAUGUCGAAUGUGAUUUCUUGGUCACAAAACUUGAGCUGGAAACUUGGGAAAGACGUGAAGAAAUCAGGUUUUCACAAUUGGCAAAGAAGAAAUGGAUUUCCGAAGGAGAUAAUAAUACUAAAUUUUUCCAUGCUGUUGUCAACCAAAGAAGAAAGUCUAAAAUUAUCUCUAAUAUGCAGCUUGAGAAUGGAGAUUUUUUGAAUUCCCCUGAACAGGUGGAUCUUGCUCCUCUAAUUCAGUGCUCAGUUACUGAGGAGAAUAAUUUGGCACUCAUCAUGGCCCCUUCUGAGACUGAGAUUUUGGAUGCGUUAAAAUCCAUCCCUAAGGAUAGCUCUCCUGGACCGGAUGGUUUUGGCUCGGGAUUCUAUCGAAGCUGUUGGGAUUUGAUCAACGAGGAUGUCGUUGCGGCAGCCAAGGAUUUUACCAAGAUUUUAUACAGCAUCUUAUCUGGUGUUGAUUCCGAAGGUGGAGGACCCCAAGAAUUUUGA